AUUCUUCAGUAUCAGAGCGCCCAAAUGUGAAUCUCCAAAGCUGAAUCUUUUCGUCGUUUUCCCGCCAAGCCAUUAACGAUGAAUGCAGAGGAAGCCGAAGCUCGAGAAAAUGGAGAAAAGUACGAGAAAGAGGCAAAGAUUUCAUCGCCGAGGGGAGUCUUGGAGAGCCGCCAGUUAUCGGUUUCUUCCGAUUUCGGUAGCGGAAGUUUCGGGUCGGAGGAGGAAACCGGCGCCGGCGGCCUGAGAGGGCAUAACUGGAACUGGAAAAACUGGUUUGAGCAGAUGAAGAAGAAGAAGAAGAGCGGGAAAAAGAAGGCGUUGGGUAGAAUUCGUAGUUCUGAGGAAACAAUACUCGAUUCUUGUGAUCUUUCAAUCCCAAAACCUUCUUGGAGAAGCUUCACCCUUGAGGAGCUAGCUCAGGCAACUGAUAAUUUUAGCCCUGAUAAGUUGAUUGGACAAGGGGGUCAUGCAGAGGUGUACAAGGGCUGCUUGGCGGAUGGCGAGGUUGUUGCAGUGAAAAGGAUAACGAAAAAGGACAAGAACGAUGAUGACAGAGUUGGGGAUUUCUUGUCUGAGCUGGGCAUCAUCGCCCAUAUCAAUCACCCGAACGCUGUAAAGUUAAUUGGCUUCAGUGCUGAUGGCGGCUUGCACCUCGUUCUCCAAUACCUUCCUCAUGGCAGCCUCGCUUCUGUCUUGCACGGUUCAGAAGAGAGUUUGGAGUGGAGGAUAAGGUUUAAAGUUGCUGUCGGGGUAGCAGAAGGUUUGCAGUACCUUCACUGGGAUUGCCAGAAGCGCAUAAUCCACAGAGACAUUACUGCCUCAAACAUAUUACUAACCGAGCAUUAUGAACCCCAGAUAUCGGAUUUUGGAUUGGCGAAAUGGCUCCCAGAGAAAUGGUCUCGCCAUGUAGUUUCGCCCAUAGAAGGCACUUUCGGAUAUUUGGCACCCGAAUACUUUAUGCACGGGGUUGUUGAUGAGAAGACUGAUGUCUUUGCCUUCGGGGUGCUGCUGCUGGAGCUCAUUACUGGGCGUCGUGCUGUUGAUUCAUCUAGACAAAGCCUCGUUAUUUGGGCGAAACCACUGCUGGAGAAAAACAACACGAAAGAGUUAGCAGAUCCUCGUCUUGGAGAUGCCUAUGAUGUUCCUGAAAUGAAACGCGCCAUGUUCACAGCCUCAACGUGCAUUCAUUGCCUCCCUAAAUUGCGGCCGAGCAUGAAGAGGGUUGUUCAGCUCCUGAAAGGCGAGAGCGAGGCUGUGGAUCUGAAACACAAGUCGACAGAAGGGCGAGCGCUGCUCCUGGGCUCCUUCGACUUGGAAGACUACACCUCCACAACGUACCUCAGAGACCUAAAUCGCCAUAUGCAGCUCGUUAUGGAGUGAUUAUAAUUUCUAAGUCCCAGUCUUGCUGGUUUUUCUCUUCAUUUAGCUCAGAUGUAUAUAUAUAUUAGCUCUAAAUUGAGUAUGGCACUGUUGCAGGCUUGCUGCUAAUCAUAUGCUCUGUAAGAACACAUAUUUUGCAGCCCAAAAUGGUGCAGUAAAAGGAGAAAUGCUCAUACUGCAUUUCGGUUUUGCAUA
Messenger RNA from Ipomoea triloba (trilobed morning glory), 1575 nucleotides. RefSeq names its product receptor-like cytosolic serine/threonine-protein kinase RBK1. NCBI's taxonomy places the organism in Eukaryota, Viridiplantae, Streptophyta, Magnoliopsida, Solanales, Convolvulaceae. The transcript has 7 exons. The coding region runs from base 79 to 1380 and encodes 433 amino acids. The record is from RefSeq and is a predicted model, not a curated record. Gene Ontology annotation, biological process: protein phosphorylation. Gene Ontology annotation, molecular function: ATP binding; protein kinase activity.